Molecule: messenger RNA, 1646 nt
Organism: Oppia nitens
Lineage: Eukaryota; Metazoa; Arthropoda; Arachnida; Sarcoptiformes; Oppiidae
Gene: mRpS31
Exons: 5
Coding region: 130-1578 (482 amino acids)
Cellular component (GO): mitochondrial small ribosomal subunit
Molecular function (GO): structural constituent of ribosome
Source: RefSeq, a predicted model, not a curated record
CAUUCAUUCAAUAAUAUAAAAACUUUUUUUUUCAAAUUGUAUUUUAUGUUUAAAUGACAAUUAAUUUUUACAAAAUAAUAUAAUCAUUGAUUUAUUAAAUAAAUUUUGAUAAAAAUAUUUAUCUAUAAAAUGUAUUUAAGAAAAUCACUGAAAGGUUUUCAAUUAAUUAUCGGUCGACAAAAACUUGUGAAUUGGUGUCAACUGAGUGCCACUCGAAGACAUUUGAGUGAUAAUCGAGACAAUGACGACAAUUCAGAAGAUAAUAUAAUUAAAAGAGUUGACAAACAGAUCGGUCGAGAUUUGAAAACAACUGAAGAGUCACAAGAAGACAGAUCUGUUCGCGCAGAACAAUGUCUGAACCAAUUGAUUGAUUCAUUGAAGUCGAAACAAACGUUAGGUCCCAGCGAUGAAAGACUAAAGAAAAUAUUGGCCAAACCAAAGACACACAUCAGACAGAGUGCUAGAGAGGAGAUCAAAGUUGACGAUAAAAUUGAAGACAUUAGGAAAUUUGCCGGUAAUAUUGAUGAACGUCUGGUUUUGGCGGCUAAAGGUAUCGCACGGACGCUGAGAGGCGAACAGUCGAAGCGUACUGAAGAAGAUUUGAUGAAAUUAUUGAAAUUGCAAAACAUUGAAACCAAUUACGCAAAGAAGGGACGAAUUCUGCCAAAAGAAAAAUUAUCAUCAAUUUUAUCUGAAAUGAAAGUUAUUAAAGAAGAACCUAAAGAACAAUAUUUUACACCAUUGGCACCAAAGGUCAGCAAAAAUGAAAAUACUGAAACAAAUGACAUAUUUGGCAAUAAUAGCAAAAGAGGUAAAACUAUCGCUGAUUUUGUAAUAAACGACGUGAACUUUGACGACAGUGACAUCGGUAUCAAAGUUCGGCACAAAACAGUCGCUGAUUUCACGAAUAAUACAAAUCCGUUUCAAGAGGAACUUAAUUUUGAGUUCAGAGAAGGAACCAAUCAAUUGAAACAAACAAAACCAUUUCAAAGACAAAGAAAGACUUAUGUAGACAUGGAUUCAAAAGGACAGUCUGUUUCGCAUUCAUUAAUGUCUGAAGAUCUCGAAGAGAUGACAGUAUCGAAAACAUUGUUUCAAAAUAGACAAAAAAGACAGACCUCUUCGGGACAAAAACAUAAUUUGUUUACCGGUGAAGAUAUUGGCAUAUUUGAGGCCAAUAUGAAAGAGGCGGAAGAUUUGCCAAAAUUGUUAAUUUGGGACAGACUUUUAGAGGAAGAGUUACGAGACGUUGUCGCACAGCCACCGAUGAAUGCGUUUGAAGAGAUGAUUCAAUGGACUGAAGAGGGAAAACUAUGGAAGUAUCCGAUAAAUAACGAACAGGGUCUUGAAGAGGAAGAAAACGUUCCUUUCUAUGAACACGUAUUACUCGAUCAUCUUUUGGAUGGCUUUCCUGAGUCGGGUCCCAUCAGAAAGUUUAUAGAGUUAGUAAUCAUCGGUUUGUCAUCCAAUCCAUACAUUUCUGUUGAACGAAAACACGCGACCGUUCAGUACUACAGACAAUAUUUUAACGAAAAUAAAGACUUACUCCAAGUGGCCGGUGCUCUGACAUCGGCUUGACUUUGAUUAACAUAUUUAUCUCACUUAACAUAAAAUUUAUAUAAAAAUAGUUAAUUUGUUUACAAAAU